AUGGCGUGCGCGGGCGCCUGCUACGCCAACGCGUCGCGCUGGUCGCCGGUCGCACUCACUCACGGCGACCGGAGAGUGAGCAGCCCGCUCGCGUGCCGAGAGCUGUGCCAGCUGACGCCGGGCUGUGAGGUCUGGACGCACGCUGCGCGCGGCGACACGCGCUGCCUCCUGAUGGGCGCUCUCGGCGCCGACGAGCCGCGUCCGGCGCCGCUCGACGAGCCGGCCGGCGAGGCGGGCUUUUCGUCUGGGGCGCGCGCGUGCGGCUCGCGGCUGGGCGUGCGGUUUCCGACCGGGCUGCUCGCCGACUCGGCAGCGGUGGACGCCGCGCGGCGAGCCGUCGCCCUCGCAGCGAGCGGCAGGCCGUGCCACGCGGCAGGGUUCGUGUACGGCGGAGGCCUCCGGAGCUGCGCGAGGAGCGAGCGCACCGCAGUGGUCGCGCAGGCGUCCGUCCUGGCGCGAGGCGUCGACGAGGGGUGGUACAUGGCUCUCGCCAACGCGCUGCAGCCGGGCCUCCUUCUCCACACGGACCUGCGCGUCACUGCGGAGAAGGCCGACCUCGCAGCCCCCCCCCCCCCCCCCCAGAGCCGCUUCUCGCCCGCCCACGUCUCGACCCUCACCCUCGCCUCGCUGGGAGGCGGCGGCGAGGAGGGCACGCUGCGCGCAAAGCGCGGCCUCGCGGCGGACGAGUACGCCUCGCUCCUCGCGGCGGCGGACCGCGGCGGCAGCGGCGCAGUCCGCCUGACGUUUGUGCUUUGCAAGUACUGGACGGGCGGCGCCGCGCUGGCAAAGGCGAUCGGGAGGGUCGGCCUCGCGUACGACUACUGUGGCAUGAACAUGUGGUGCGACGAGCGGCAAGACUUGCUCAAGCUCGGGCCCGCGCCGAUGAAGGACGCCUUCGUCGCCGAGCUGCGCGCGUUUCUGCGCGAGGCGGACGCCGCGCUCUGCGGCGGCGGCGGGGCGGGAGGUGGAGGUGGCGGCCUGCCUCUCCCCUGCACGGUCUUCGUUGGCACGCUGACGGCGCUGCCCCACUACUGGAGCUUCGAGCGCAUCGCAGCUAUCAACGCGGCCGUGGCGGACGUGUACGGCCUCGGUCUGUCGCGGCCGGACGAGGUGCUCGAGGGCCACAUGUCGCCGCUCCUCCACCUCUGGCUCGCGUGGGGGCUCCUCAACGCCCUCCCGCAGGCGCGUGCGCUGCUGCGGCUGGCCGGCUGCCCAGAGGAGGCGUCUUUCGCACCGGCGUGCAAGGCAGCCGCCGCCGUCGUCGGCGGCGCCUCGACUGUCCGCAUGGGCUGCGAGGACUGCGGGUGCGCCUUUUACGACCGCGUCUGCGCCACCGACUCGUUCGAGUGUCGGGACUUUGAGUGCGCCCAGUUCCGGCCGUGCCGAUUCGAGCGGCGAGGGCCGCAUGCCGCGGCGGCGGAGGGCGGCGAGCGCGGCGAGGGCGGCGAGGGCGGCGAGGGCGGCGAGGGCGGCGAGGGCGGCGAGGGCGGCUCCACCUCCCCUGCGGCACCGCCGUCGGCUCCCUCACUGCCGCGCUGCCCAGCGAGGCUGCUGGAGGAGGCGAGGGCGAUCGCCGAGCGGCGGAAGAGGGAGCGCGCCACGCCGCCGCCAGGUCCGAAGGAGCCGAGCCGGGAGGCGGCGUCGCGGUGGCCGGCAGGACCGUACGCGAGAGCGGGGGCCGUUGGCCUCGCGGCCGCAGCGCUGGCGCUGUGCGCGCUGCUCGGCCCGUCCGAGGCGGGCGCGCCCUCGCCUCCAGCGACCGAGCGGUCGGCGCUGGUGGGCCGCCCUCUCGCGCCGUGGCCUCGCCAAGGCAGCGGCUGGCUGCCCGGCCUCGGGGCGGCUCGCAUGCUCGCUAGCGUCCACAUCGUCCUCGGCCAUCUCUACCAGUCGCAGCGGCUCGUCCCGUCGGGCGCGCGAGACUACCUGUCAACAGACUACCUCUGCUCGUGGCGAGACUACCUCUGCUCGUGGGGCUUCUCGUGGGUCCCCUUCUUCUUCAUGCUCGCAGGCCUCGUCCUGACGCACGCGCGGCUGUCCUCCUCCAAGCAGCCAGACAGCGCGGCGGGCUUCGUCGCCAAGCGCGCCGCCACCAUCUACCCCCUGUACUCCGCCGGCCUCGCUGCGGCCCUGCUGCUCCGCGUCGGCCAGGGCAGGCAGCUCCCAGAGUGGUACGAGCUCGCCGCGCAGAGCUUCCUCGUGCAGAGCUGGCACCCGGCGCUGCCCGAGCGGACCGUGCAGGUGCACUGCUGGUUCCUCUCUGCCCUUCUCGCCUUCUGGCUCGCCUUCGGCCCCGCCUGCCGCCUCCUCGAGCGCACCGUCACGAGCCUCGAGCGCGCGUGCGCCCUCCUCCUCCUCUGCUCCUCGCUGCCCUGGCUCGCCGUCGCCUUCCCCGCCUGCCUCGGUGGCGACCCCGAGUGGUACCGCGCGCACCGGACGGGGGCGAGCGGCACUAGCCUCGACCUCGCGGUGGCUUUCCUCAAGUUCCACCCCCUGUGCUACCUCCACGUCUUUGUGUACGGCAUGUGCCUCGCCCGCACGCGCCAGCUCGCGCUCGCCGCCGACGCCGCUCGAGGCGAGUCAGGGUCGGCGCCGCUCCGCCGGCUGGUCGCUGCUGCCGCCUCCCACGGCGCCUCGGUCGGCCUCACUGGCCUGCUGCUCCUCUUCAGCCUGCCCGCGCUGCGCCCGGUCGGCUUCAAGCUCUCCGCGCGCCUGUCGGUCCUCCUCCCGCUGCAGGGCCUCCUCCUCUUCGGCCUCUGCACCUCCCACGCCGCGCCCGCCUCCGCCCUCCCGCCCGACCCGCUGGCGAGGCUCUGCAGCCGCGCGCCAGACCGCAGCCUGGGCGAGGUCGCCUACGCGCAGUACGUGGUGCACAUGCUCGUCAUCGCCGCGUGGCCCACGCCGCGGCUCGGGCUGGUCGACCUCGCCCUCUUCUUCCUCCUCCUCCUCCCCCUCUCGUACCUCUGCGCGCGCCUCAUUACGCGGCCCGCCGCGCGGCUCUGGGUGCGGCUCAGCGGCCCCGCUCGCGCCGCCGCCCCUUUCGCUGUCGCGGCGCUCCUCUGCGCCGCGGCGCAGCUCGACGCGUCGGUGCGGCAGAGGCCCUGGGCGGCGGGGCGGGGCGCCUCGCCUCCUCCGGCUUGCCCGCCGCCCGGACCGCCGCCGCCGCUGCCUCCACCCGUUGUGGUCUUGCGGCACGGCGGCGCGGUGGACGUGGCGCUCAACUGGAGCGUCGAGGGUGGCGGGUCGGAGGGCGGGCGGCGGCUCAUCAACCCGAGCCUGCUGUGGGUGGGUGGAGGGCCCAACCGCAGCCGCGCCACUCUCGUCCGCGCCGCGCGGCUCCACGGCACGGCGUGCUCCUCGCAGCGCGGGCUGUGGUCGGGGGAGGAGGUGACGCAGCUCACGACCACGUGGCACUCGGACAUCGUCCUCGAGGCGUCCGAGGCGGUGGGGAGUGCAGAGGCGUGGCACGGGUGGGAGGUGCCCUCGUGGGGCCUCUCCUCGCUCCCUCCGCUGCGGCGCGUUGUCCCUGUCGCCAGCCUGAGCGCGGCGCGGCAGGCGUGGUCGCCCCUCUGCCAGGCGGCGCCUCGGUACGUGCCCGCCAACCGGACCCUCCUCCGCUCUGUGGUCGACGGGCCGGAGGACCCGAAGCUGCUCGCCCUCGGGCCGGCGGCGAGGCGGCGGCCCUCCGCCUCUCCCGCCACGACUCCGGCCACGACUCCGGCCACGGACCCCUUCGCGCUCCUCUUCUCGAGCCGCCCGCCGACGCAGCACCGGCCGGCGUGCGAGCGCCGCUCGAGCAACGCGGACGCGGUGCCUCAGAUGUACCUGAGCGGGGACGGCGCGCGGCUCGCCUCGACAGGCCGCGGCGUCGCUGUGCGGUUGCAGUGCGGCGAGGCUCACCGGCCCGAGAAGAACUGGAUCGCCUUCACGGUGGGGUCGCAGCUGCACCUUGUGUACUCGCUCUUCCCGCACGCCGUGCUCCUCUCCCGCCUCGGCGACGGCAUGUGCGAGAGGCUCUGGUCGACGGCCUCCUUCCCGCCUCUCAACCGCCUGGCGGGGGAAGGCUCCCUCCGAAUCCACGGCUCCGCCACGGCGGUGCGGUACAGCGACGACUCCUUCCUCGCGCUGAUGCACACGCUGGACGACGCCGGCGACUACGCCACCCUCGCCUACACCUUCGCGUCGGCGCCUCCCUUUCGAGUGACGGCCGUCUCGCGCGCGCUGCCUCUGCCCCCGACGGCCUUCCCCAGCGCGCUCUCCCUCCCGCCCACCGGCCUGCAAGACGGGAGCCGCGCCGAGAAGCUGCUCGUCGGCUACGGCGUCUCGGACGCCCAGUCGCGGCUGCUCGUCUUGUCGCGCGGCUACCUCGAGCAGCUCUUCGACUGGUGCGGCUGGGACGAGCCGACGGACAACCCCCUUCCAGGGGCGAGCCGCCCCGAGGCGCCGCGGGCGCAGGCUGCCGGUGCUGGCGGGGGGCAUGCGGGCGGCGCUGCGGACGAGAGCGCCGGCCCAUCGGCGGCCGAAGCUGCGGCGAUCAUCUCCCUCCCGUUGUGGUUCGCGCUCUGGUGCGCCGCUGCUCGCCGGCUCACGGGUGGCGAGCGGAGAGGGGCUCCGCGCCGGCUCGGCGCGCCGAGCGCGAGCGAGGAGGUCGACGCGGCGCUCGAGGCGGAGCAGCUGCAACCGCCCUCGACGCCGCACCGGCUGCGGAAAGGGCGGCGCGGCAGGGGCGGCGCGGCGAGGGUGGGAGAGAGAGCGCGGGAGAGCGGCACCGGCAACGAGGAGGCGGAGGAGAGGGGGGAGGAUGCAGAGGAGGGCGGCAUGAGCAGGAGCGGCAGAGGGCACCAGCGGCCCGGACCGCCCCCGAGGCGAGGCGCCGCCGCUGCCGCCGGCGGAGAGGGGCGCCGCCCACGGACGGCCAAGGACUCAGUCAAGGCACAGUUGGUCGAGCUUGACUGA
Molecule: messenger RNA, 4953 nt
Organism: Emiliania huxleyi CCMP1516
Lineage: Eukaryota; Haptophyta; Isochrysidales; Noelaerhabdaceae
Exons: 13
Coding region: 1-4953 (1650 amino acids)
Biological process (GO): polysaccharide biosynthetic process
Cellular component (GO): membrane
Source: RefSeq, a predicted model, not a curated record